CUUUUGAGCGUGAGCAAGAGGCGGUACGGAGGCGAGCUUGGUGCGAAACUCCAAAACUUGAACAUGGUGUCCACAAUGGGCAGUCAGGGUGUUCGGCCUUGCUGACCCGCGGACGCCGAAGCAUAACCAAAAAAUGUAGACGGCAAAACUGCACGCGGACACCGAAGCGUAGCCCAAGAACAUACGCUGCAUAGUAUCCCCUCGAUUGAUAGGCAUGUAAUUCGUGUGUAUAUAUAUCCAGUAUGACUUUCACCAGCCGUGAUGUAAUAUGUUCUCUCAAUUCAAUCAUUCAGUGCAUCUUUGACGACCUGGCUGUUUGCUCAGCAGUUUCAUCACUUACUUCAUCAGUCUCGUCACGCAUAGCAAAGAUUACUUGCUGCAUUUCAUUAUUCUGAUUUACAUAUCUACCCGAUCAAUUCAAGGCAUACGUACAUAAUGACUGCCUUGAAAACCUCAAAGCCCAAAGCCACCAAAGGCUCUGGACAAACAGUAAUCCGUCCUCUUGGUCACAUAGAGCAGUACCAGUCAGCUCUACACCUUCUGGACUUGUAUGCCGGCACGUCGGUUGCAUGCAGUUACACCGGACCAGGAGUCUCGGCAAUCCUCGAAAACAGCAGCGCCGGGUCCGAUGAUGGUGUCCUCCCGAUCUGGCUCGUUCGAGCUGUGGCCAAAGUCGUUCAGGAACACCCUCUACUAAGAGUCGGACUUCAAGGAGAAAAUAGCCGCAGGCCCAACUGGGUCCAACUUGAGAAGAUCGAGCUGGCCAAUCACAUCAACUAUGUAGUACAGACUGAGGACCAGGAGUCGCAAAAUGUCCAGGAUGAGUUCCUGCUAGAUGCCAAGUUUGACCACCUCGAAACGCGCCCUGGCUGGAGGAUCUUGGCGACUCGACGACGGGCUGCCGACGGGUCAUACUAUCUCGACGUCUUGUUCAGCUGGAACCACACCAACAUGGACGGCAUGAGCGGAAAGAUCUUCCACACGCUUCUGCUACGACACCUCAACGCCUGCGAUGCAGAGAUGCAAGACUCGCAGGUGACCGCCUCAAGACCAGAAGAUAGCUGGCCGCACCCGGUCUCGGCAUCCGUAGACCCCCGCCGCUUCCCACAACCGGACGAGAAACUGCUCGACAUGAAGUUGACACUACCUUACCUGCUCAAGGAGAUCAUCGAGCAGAAAGCGCCCGGGUGGCUGACGCCCGAUUCCAUGAACUGUGCCUAUGCGCAUUGGGCUCCGAUUCAGAGAGGGCCGCUCAAGACGCACUAUGCCGAGUUUGGCCUUGCGCAGGGGCCUCUGUCGGCCGUUCUCCAGCUCUGUCGGGAGCACGACACGACGCUGACCGGCCUGUUGCACGCCCUGACGCUCACAUCAAUGGCGCUCCAUACACCAGAGUCCAAGCAAGUCGCAUUCCGGGCGGAGACGCCGAUCACGACCCGGCGCUUCAUCCAAUCCGAGGGCAAAGGCACGGAAAGCGAGUGGAUGGACCCGAACGAGACCAUGGCCAACUACGUGUUCCCGUGCAAGCACCGCUUCGGGAGGCGGCAGGUGGCCGAGAUCCGCAGGCGGCUGCCCAAGACGACGCAGCGAACCGACGAUGUCAGCCAGGAGGCGCACCUCACGCAGUCGCCGGCACCCACGGCCGUGCCCGAGCUGCCGACGGAGCUGCUGGAGGCGGUUUGGGAUGCCGCGCGGGGUGUGCGGCAGGACAUCAACGACUGCCUCUCGACGGGCAUGACGGACACUAUAUCGGGUAUAAUGAAGUUUGUGGGUGACUGGCGGACCGAGCACAUUGUCCAUGCUGAAAAGCCGCGGGCGUCGUCUUGGAUGAUCACCAACAUCGGGGUUCUGGAUGGCAGUGGAGGUGGCGGUCGUUGGGCGAUCGACAGGGCACGGUUCCUUACCUGCGCCGAGGUGGUCGGCCGGGCCUUGAACAUCAGCACCAUCAGCGUCAAGGGCAAGGGCCUAUCUGUCGGGCUGAGCUGGCAGGAUGGUGCAGUCGAGGAUUCGAUAGGGAGAGGGGUAGCGGCACACCUGGAAGGUUGGCUGGCGGCACUGGGCAAACGGGAGAAAUCAGGCUGAAGCUUGGUCUGGCGUUCCAAAAGUGGCCAGUGGACUCCGGAGGAUAGUAAUGAUUCAGCCGGUAUUGGGGAACCUGGAUAACAUAGAGAUGUCUGUCUGUUUUCUUUUUUCUUUUUGCAAGAAUUGUUGCUGUUUUUCCAUUGUUGGGUGGUACAGGUUGAUUUGGAAAUCCAGCGUAUAUUGCACUGGAGAACGGAAGCGCGCAUUGUACCUGGUUCAUAUUGUAUUUAGCCGCCGGUUGGUUUUUUUAUUUGUUUUGUUGAGAAGAUAUCAUAGUGAAUGCAUCUUGCUUUAUCUGCGAC
Pyricularia grisea is the source of this 2381-nucleotide messenger RNA. RefSeq lists its product as uncharacterized. Gene Ontology annotation, molecular function: N-acetyltransferase activity. The record is from RefSeq and is a predicted model, not a curated record. The transcript is spliced from 2 exons. The coding region runs from base 436 to 2079 and encodes 547 amino acids. NCBI's taxonomy places the organism in Eukaryota, Fungi, Ascomycota, Sordariomycetes, Magnaporthales, Pyriculariaceae.